AUGCCGUUCGCAAUCGGGACAGAUGGGCCGUUCGUGCCCGCCUUAAUCGUUGUUGACAUGCAGGAGGAUUUCUGUCCACCCAAUGGAUCUCUUGCAGUCGAAGGAGGCCGAGAUCUCGCGCCAUUGAUCAAUGACCUCCUCUCUGAAUCAGGGUUUGUGACGCGUAUCGCAACUCAAGAUUACCAUCCUUCAGACCAUAUCUCCUUUGCCAGCAACCAUCCCCCUCCAAAUAACCGACCCUUUGAAUCGUUCAUCGAAAUGAAGAACCCGGCGCCGGGAAAGGAAUCCGAGACAAAAUCCCAACAGCUCUGGCCCGUUCAUUGCGUGGCUGACAGCCCCGGCGCGCAGCUUAUCCCCGAGCUUCGCGCCGAUCUCAUCGAUAUAGUCGUUCAUAAAGGAAAGCACUCACAGGUCGAGAUGUACUCUGCCUUUGCCGAUGCAUUUGGCAACAGUGUUCCUGCUAUGAUAGAGAAGUCGGUCAACAUGGACAUCGCUGAGUUGCUCCGUGCCCGCAAGGUGACAGAUGUCUUUGUCGUGGGGCUAGCUGGGGACUACUGUGUCAAAUGCACAGCCAUUGAUGCUGCAAAGGCUGGAUUUCGGAGCUGGCUUAUCGAAGAGGCAACAAAGUGCGUUGUGCCGACAGUUUGGGAUAAAAUCAAGGAGGAGCUUCAGGCUGCGGGGGUCUCGGUGAUCCAUGCAGACGACCCAGUUGUCCAGAAAUUGGCUGUGAGGUAG
Molecule: messenger RNA, 735 nt
Organism: Penicillium maclennaniae
Lineage: Eukaryota; Fungi; Ascomycota; Eurotiomycetes; Eurotiales; Aspergillaceae
Product: nicotinamidase
Exons: 2
Coding region: 1-735 (244 amino acids)
Source: RefSeq, a predicted model, not a curated record